GCUGUUAAUGGAACAAAGGUUUUGACUGAUUCAAGGCACGGGACAGAAGGCGUCACCGCCUCCUCGACAACUCUAUUAUCACCGCCCGACAACGUGGCCGUAGAUCCUACGGUUAAUGCCCCGCAAAGCGAAAUGGACAAAAUGGACAUUAGUCCGCCUCCGCUACAGAAGCGCGAGAAGAAUAUUUGGAUCGUUGUUCGCGCGUUUACUCCAGCG
This is a messenger RNA of Trichoderma harzianum CBS 226.95, 216 nucleotides long. RefSeq lists its product as hypothetical. The transcript has a single exon. Lineage: Eukaryota; Fungi; Ascomycota; Sordariomycetes; Hypocreales; Hypocreaceae. The record is from RefSeq and is a predicted model, not a curated record. The annotation marks the transcript as partial.